AUGUUUAGUAGAACGAUGAGAAAGUCCUUAUUGGACAUACGGAUACCAAGUGCAACACUUCCACCCACCUUCCUUUUACCAAGCCGAGCACGGUUCUUCAACUCUACAACACAACAUGUCGAACCACCCAUCGAGAGCAGCCAUGCUAGCCCAUCAUCUGCAGCAUCUUUAAAGCCAGAGAAAUCCUCAAUCGCAUCUUCGGCACCGGUCGCGCCCUCUUACACCGCCACCUCAGUCUCGCUUUCUCCCUCAGUCAAGGAGAUGCUUCCCCUCCUCACUGCGCAACAAUCGCACUUCAUAACCACACACAUUUACAGUCGGCCCUACCUUGUGACUGUAGGAGAUACAGUACGACUUCCAUUCCGUAUGCCCGGCGUGGUUCCUGGCGAUGUUCUCCGCCUCAACACCGCUUCAAGUAUUGGAUCAAGAGAUUACACGUUGAAAGGAACGCCUUAUCUUGAUGAGAGAAUAUUCGAAUGCAGAGCGAGAGUCAUGGGCACUGAAGCCGAACCAAUGAGGAUCAAGGAGAAGACGAAAAGGAGAAAUAGAAAAACAAAGACCGUCAAGAGCAAGCACAAGUACACUAUAUUGAGAAUUGCCGAGCUCAAAGUCAAGACAGUGGAGGAAAUUGAGGGUUAA
Molecule: messenger RNA, 639 nt
Organism: Botrytis sinoallii
Lineage: Eukaryota; Fungi; Ascomycota; Leotiomycetes; Helotiales; Sclerotiniaceae
Exons: 1
Coding region: 1-639 (212 amino acids)
Cellular component (GO): mitochondrial large ribosomal subunit; ribosome
Molecular function (GO): structural constituent of ribosome
Source: RefSeq, a predicted model, not a curated record